Molecule: messenger RNA, 852 nt
Organism: Drosophila subpulchrella
Lineage: Eukaryota; Metazoa; Arthropoda; Insecta; Diptera; Drosophilidae
Exons: 2
Coding region: 1-852 (283 amino acids)
Source: RefSeq, a predicted model, not a curated record
AUGAAGCGUCUCGAGUGGCUGCUGCUCCUGGCGUUUGUAGCCUCCGUGUCAACGGCAGUGGCUCCAAGGAGGAGGCGUCACAGCAUUGUGGAAUCGCCUUCCUCGAGCCCCGGCGAUUGGGGAUCGGCCUGGGGCCUGGGUCCCGAGAUGGCGCUCGUGAGGAGGGUUUACGAUGACUGCCAGGACAAGAACGACUUUAUCGGCUGCCUCAAGCAGAAAGCCCUCCAUGCCCUCAGUCGAGCCCUGGACCAGGACUCCAUCAAGAUCGUGGAUGGCCUGGUGCUGGAGAAGCAGAACCAGAGCGAAACGGAGAGCAUCUUGGGCUCCCUGACGGAUGCCCGCCAGUUUGGCAACCUGGCUCCCAUCGAUCGAGCCCUUCUCUCCAAGGCGGACAAGCUCAUGCGGACGCACACGGUCAAGAUCGACAUGGACGGAGGCGGUGGCGGCGGAGAGGACAGUGUGGGCCGAGGCCACGAGCACAAGAAGAAGAAGCACAAGGAGGGGGGCCACAUCAAGUACGUGGUGGCCGCCCUCCUCACCGCCAUGGGAAUCGCUGGUCCUCUGGGUCUAAAGGCUCUGGCCGCGAUCGCCGGCAAGGCCCUUGUCAUCAGCAAGGUGGCCCUCACUAUUGCCGGGAUCAUUGCCCUAAAGAAACUCUUUUCGCACGACCACAGCGAGGAGACUAGCUUCCAGGUGCAUGCCGGCGAACACAACAGGCGCAACACAUACGUGAUCCGGCCGGUGUCCAAGACGAGCGGUGGGGUAGCAGCUGGUGGAGUGGGCGUGACUGCUGCCGGUGGCAGCUCAUCGGUGGAUCCUUAUCGCUACUACUACGACUACCACCAGCAGUAA